CACUGGCGUCAAAAUUUCGACGUGUAAAAGUUAACGAAUCCGAGCCGCAGUGAAGCCCUCCGACAAGGCGACGACGACAACGGCGGCAGCGGCGGCUAUUAUUGCAGAGCUCUCCCAGUCUAUCAAAUCUUUCCUCAUAUUUUACAUCUUUCCCCUAUCCCCUUCGCGAAUCCUUUCCGAUCUUCUCCCUUCAUUGUUUUUUUUUGCACAAUUGAAUCCCCUCCUGAGUUAACAUUUAUCCUCCAAAUCAUCCGAUUUCUUUGUCGAGAUCGGCACGAUUGUGGUUCGAACGUUUGGCGGGAAAUCAAUCAUAUUUGUCGUCCUCUCUUAUUUUCGUCAUCUUGGGAGGUUGAUUGAUUAUUAGGUUUUAUGAAUUCAAAAUCCAGAAACUGCGCCAGUGCUUCCCUCUCUGCUUUUGGACUCGUAUCACCGAUGUGUAUGCGUUGACGGUGCAGAUAGGAAGACUAAUGGCAGUUUCCGACAACGAGAGAGGGCUAAUUCUGGCAAUGCUGUCAAGCCUGUUUAUCGGGACGAGCUUUAUCUUGAAGAAGAAAGGGCUUAAGCGUGCUGCUGCUGUCGGUACAGGAGCAGGCGUAGGAGGUCAUUCUUACUUGCUAGAACCACUUUGGUGGUCUGGCAUGAUCACUAUGAUUGUGGGGGAAAUUGCAAAUUUUGUGGCAUAUAUUUAUGCCCCGGCUAUUCUUGUUACCCCCCUUGGUGCGUUAAGUAUAAUAGUGAGUGCUGUUUUGGCACACUUUUUGUUGAAGGAGCGGCUGCGCAAACUAUGCAUACUUGGAUGUGGUUCUUGUAUUAUAGGGUCUGUGAUCAUUGUAAUGCAUGCUCCUCAGGAAAGUAUGCCAACUUCGAUUGAAGAAAUUUGGAAUUUAGCUACUCAACCAGCAUUCUCAAUAUACGUUGCAGCAACACUAGUGAUAGUGCUAGCAUUGAUAUUGUACUUUGAAACUCGGUAUGGGGACACAAACUUACUGGUUUACUUGGGUAUCUGUUCCUUAAUGGGUUCGCUGACGGUUGUGAGCAUAAAAGCCAUUGGAAUUGCAAUAAAACUUUCUCUAGAGGGAACAAGUCAAAUUGCAUACCCUCAGACCUUGUUUUUCCUCAUGGUUACAGUGAUAUGUGGGAUCACCCAGCUGAAUUAUCUAAACAAGGCGCUUGACACAUUCAAUACAGCAAUUGUUUCUCCCGUAUACUAUGUACUGUUCACUACCCUAACCAUCGUUGCCAAUGCAAUCAUGUUCAAGGAUUGGGCUGGGCAAGAUGUUAGCAGCAUAGCAUCUGAGUUAUGUGGAUUCGUGACCGUACUUUCUGGAAUGAUCAUACUUCAUGUUGCUAAAGAGCAAGAACCAACAAAUGCACCAGGAACCAUUGUUUGGUAUGAUGAAGAACACACGAAGGAUAUGGAGGAUGCACAUUUCAUUACACUGCGCAGUUCCGACUAUUUCACCUGAUUUUAUUGCACUGCACAUCUCAUUUUGCUCACUAUAUAAAUGCACAGGUAAACGAGGGAGAAAAGUGAUUUUUUUUCUUCUCAACUUGGUGUGCAUUAUGUGAAGAAGUUUUAGUGGGACACUUACAGGUUUAUGUAAUAUAUGCAAUUUGAUGAAAGAUAGUGUGCUCUGCACUUCAUCAAAUUUACAUCAAUGCGAGUGAUUGGGAUAUCCAAAUACCUAUUGGCUUUGAGCUUUCAUAUUGUAUGUAAAUUGUGGAAGUAUCUGAAAAUGUAUGAAAGAGCACGGAUCACCUUUUUAUGUGAAUAAGCUAGUUGAUUGUUU
Molecule: messenger RNA, 1790 nt
Organism: Cuscuta campestris
Lineage: Eukaryota; Viridiplantae; Streptophyta; Magnoliopsida; Solanales; Convolvulaceae
Source: the annotation of a GenBank genome assembly